AGAUGGGCAUCUUCAUCUUCAAUUCCAAAACGAUUUUGUUCAUCUCCUUCAUGUUUCCGACAAUUUCUCAGCCGGAAUUUUUGUUCCACACUUGUUCAAACAAAGCCAAUUACACCGCCGACAGCCUUUUCAAGAGAAAUCUGGACGCCGUACUUGCGUCUAUUUCCUCCAAUACCCAAGUGGAUUAUGGUUUCUACAACGCUACCUCCGGUGAAGAUCCCGACAGAGCUACCGGUUUGGCUCUUUGUCGUGGUGGUGUUGCGUUGGAGCAAUGUCGAAGCUGUGUGAAGAACUCAACGCGUAGGAUUUCUGAAAGUUGCCCAAAUCAGAAAGAGGCAGAGGGAUGGUACGAGGAUUGUCAAAUUCGUUACUCGAAUAACGCUAUUUACGGCGUUGGAGACAGCAACGUGAAGAUGUUGUUUUGGAACACUCAAAGAGCGGAAGACCCAGAUGGGUUCAAUGAGGCACUCAGGAGUUUGUUUGAUCGGCUGCAGAGAGUGGCUGCGUCGGGGAGUUCUGUUCACAAGUCUGCUGGGGGCGACCAGAAGGUUCCAUUUCCCAGCACGUAUACCAUAUAUGGCUUGGUCGAUUGUUUCCCGGAUUUGUCUUAUUUGAACUGUUUUAACUGUCUCGAUCAGCUUCAAGCAUCUUUUUUUAGUUGUUGCAAUGGCAGCUUAGGUGCCAGAUUACUUGCCACUAGCUGUCAACUCAAUUUUGAAAUCCACCCCAUCUAUAUCUCUCUUUUGUCUCCGCCUCCUCCGCCUCCUCCGCCGCCUCCGCCGCCUCCAAAACCCGGAAAUCAUGGCAAUAAUGGUAGAACUGUUGUAACCAUUGGGGUGGCCAUCGUUUCUGCUAUCACUCUAAUGGUUACCAUUUUCAUCAUUUUCAGAUUGAGGAAGAUAAAGAACAGAAGACGAUUAGACAAUUUUGGAGGUGCAUCUUUUGGAGACACUGCUGAUGAAAUGAGCAUUAUGGAGAUGAUUCAAUUUGAUUUUGGAAGCAUUAAAGAUGCAACGAAUGACUUCGCAAGUGAAAACAAGCUGGGACAGGGUGGAUUUGGGGCUGUUUAUAAGGGUAAGCUGCCAAAUGGACAGCAUGUAGCAGUGAAGAGGCUUGCACGUAAUUCACAACAGGGGGAUGCUGAAUUCAAAAAUGAAGUCCUUUUGGUGGUCAAGCUUCAACAUCGGAACUUGGUUAGGCUACUUGGGUUCUGUUUGCAAGGGAGCGAAAGGCUUCUUAUAUAUGAGUUUGUCCCUAAUGGCAGCCUUGACAACUUCAUAUUUGGUGUGACAUUGUUUCUUUUUUUUGUCUUUGGUCCUACUCUUGUUUGGAAAGUUACCAUCCUUUCUUAUAAUUAUUUACAUGUAGAUUUUGGAAAGCGGACACUUUUAGAUUGGGAAAGACGAUACAAAAUCAUAAAUGGCAUUGCACGAGCACUUCUUUACCUCCAUGAAGAUUCUCGUCAUCGAAUCAUACAUCGUGACCUCAAAGCUAGUAAUAUUUUGUUGGACGAGGAAAUGAAUCCAAAGAUUGCUGAUUUUGGUAUGGCAAGAUUGUUCGAAGUUGAUGAGACUCAAGGCAAUACGAGCAGAAUUGUGGGAACUUAUGGCUAUAUGGCUCCGGAAUAUGUAGUACAUGGACAGUUCUCUGUAAAAUCCGAUGUCUUCAGCUUUGGUGUUUUGGUUCUUGAGAUUUUGAGCGGUAAGAAGAACAAUUAUUUUCACGAGGGAGAGCAUGUCGAAGAUCUCACCAGCUUUGUAUGGACAAACUGGAGGGCAGGAACAACUACAAGUAUCAUAGAUUCAACCCUUCGCGUUGGUUCAAGGAUUGAGAUGAUAAGAUGCAUUCACAUUGGACUAUUAUGUGUUCAAGAAAAUGUAAGCAAUCGACCAACAAUGGGAUCAGUGGUUAUGAUGCUAGGUAGUUCUUCUCUCACUCUCCCAGUACCCUCUCAACCAGCAUUCUUCCUACAUAGUGCCACCAAUGAAUCCGACACCAAUGGAACUGGCAGUGAAUCCGCAUCCGUUCAACUUUCGAGAAAUGAAAUUUCAAUUACAGAACUCCAUCCUCGUUAGAUCAUCAUCGCCCACCUAUAUUAAUCACUUCUUGCAAACGGUUUACAAAAACACUACUAGUUUAUUGUUAAAAUAUCA
This is a messenger RNA of Cucurbita pepo subsp. pepo (vegetable marrow), 2153 nucleotides long. Lineage: Eukaryota; Viridiplantae; Streptophyta; Magnoliopsida; Cucurbitales; Cucurbitaceae. The record is from RefSeq and is a predicted model, not a curated record.